AGUUUACGGCAAUUGCACUACUACCACUACGUCUCGCCAGUGAGUAGUCAGUUAUAGUAUUUGCUGAACGUAUUUGCUAGUAAACAGUGUAUAGUAAUCUGUAAAGCGUUACGCGCUACACGCCAAGUUCGUAGUGUCGUCGAAUUGAUAAUAUACAUUUUUGUUUUGCCGUACGUUUGUUUGUGCUUGAGAAAUCGUAUCGUUUUGUACCAAAAUUUUAAUCUAGUCCAUUUGUGUUUGUGUUCAUUUGUAACAAUAAAAUUUAAUAAAUAAAUACUUAAGCUAUUGCGUAAAUUACCUAUUACUUAAUAGUGUUUUGACGUGUACAAGUGGCUAAAAAAUAAGAACUAAGCAGUUAUUUCCAUGAUACUCUGUUGCACAAUAUCGAAUAUAAUUAUUUCGUUAUAGUUCUUUAUUAGUACCUUACAAUAUAAUAUAAUUAUCUCGCAAUAAAUUUAUUUCAUUAUCGAACGUUGUACGUCAAAGACGUCUUCAUCAGUAACUUGAUUAUAAAAAUACAGUUAAAAUUUCUUUCCAAAGCAUGUGGUCAAAAAGUAAUGCGGAUAAAUUGAAAAUGGCACUUUCAGGAAAACGCGAAAAAUUACAAUCGUCCAAGACCGAUAUUACUUCUAAAGAACUUACAAACGUAAAAAUGGAUUCCGGAUUCCUGUCCGACGCCAACCUAUCAUGCGACAUGCUGUCUAAAGAAAAUAUCGAGUAUGAUACGAAAAGCGAUCACUCCUCUAAAGACGCUGCCAAAACUACUCUAGACAGUGGAUUAGAUAUUGGGGAAUCAGAGUGUCUGAGUGAAUUAGAUGUAGACAGUAAAAUUACUAAUCAAAUGCAGACUAAUAGCGAACCCAAUUGGAAGUUGUAUUUUCAGCCCAACGAAGACGGAGAAACGCAGCUUCAUUUGACUAUAUUACAUGGAUACAUAGAAGCAUCAAAGCGGUUAAUUGACAUUUGUCCUGAUUCAAAGUAUCUUGAUAUUCGAAACGACAAUGGCCAAACUGCCCUUCAUUUAGCAGUUUUGACGAGUCAGUGUGAAAUUGUUCAUCAUUUAAUGAUUGCCGGCGCCAAUGCAGAAAUAUUAGACUUUAAUGGUAACACGGCAGUGCACUUAGCGUGUUAUGUCGGUAAAUUGGAUACUUUGCGAAUAAUAUCUAAUUACGUUCUACUACCAAAAUUGUUAGACUUGGUCAAUUACGAUGGUUUGGCUUGUAUUCAUAUAGCGACAAUCGCGAACCAUUUAAACGUAGUAAGAUUUGUAGCUAAUAAUGCCCGAAACGUUAAUAUUACUGACUAUAAAAGCGGUUAUACAGCAUUACAUUUUGCAGUAGCGCUCAACAGGGCAACUCUAAUUGAAUGUCUAUUGGAUAAAGUAGAUCCUAAUGUCGAGAGUUACGCAGGCCGUUUAGCUUUCGAAGUUGACGAUUAUGAUGACGAAGAAGAAGAUGAUGAAAUUAGUGAUGACCUUGUAAAUUCAAUGAAUGUACUUCAGUUUCCUAACAACAGUAGUCCAGUAAUUUGCUGAUCUAUAAGAUAUGAAGAUAGCUUUUAUACAGAAUUUUUAAACAUCCUAGACUAGACAGUCAAUAGCGCCACCAGCUAAUAUUUUCAUAUGUAUAUUUUUUUUAAUAAUUUUAAUUUUAAAUAAUUUUAGCAUGUAAAAAUGGAAUUUAACGACAAACAUUUUAUUUUGUUGUAUUUUUUAAAUUAUUAUUAUUGAUGUCAUGUUGUGAAUUAUUAAUUUAAGAGUUAUUAUUGAACAUUACAAACGCACUUUACUUGUUAUGUGCGUGCAAUAUCCUUUUAUCAGUGUUUCUAUUAUUGUUUAGU
Molecule: messenger RNA, 1839 nt
Organism: Adelges cooleyi (spruce gall adelgid)
Lineage: Eukaryota; Metazoa; Arthropoda; Insecta; Hemiptera; Adelgidae
Product: NF-kappa-B inhibitor cactus-like
Exons: 6
Coding region: 542-1534 (330 amino acids)
Molecular function (GO): protein binding
Source: RefSeq, a predicted model, not a curated record